GGUUUGGCUGAUGUUUGUCAGUAUGAUGAGUGGAUAGCUGUGAGGCAUGAAGCCACUCUGCUGCCUAUGCAAGAAGACCUGUCAAUCUGGUUAUCUGGUUUAUUAGGUACUGAAGUUAAGGCAGAAAGAUUAUUGGAAGAACUGGAUAAUGGAGUACUCUUAUGCCAACUGAUUGCUGUUCUUCAAGAUAUGGUGAAAACAACAUUUUUUUGUGUGUGUCUUUUCCAGAAUUUUUCAAUGAGAAAAGUACCCUGUAAGAAAGAUGCUCCAUCAGGUUCAUUCUUUGCAAGAGACAAUACAGCAAACUUCCUUCACUGGUGCAGACACAUUGGGGUGGAUGAGACUUAUCUCUUUGAAUCUGAAGGUUUAGUUUUGCACAAAGAUCCAAGACAAGUGUAUCUUUGUCUCCUUGAGAUUGGUCGAAUUGUGUCAAGAUAUGGGGUUGAACCACCAGUAUUAGUGAAACUUGAGAAAGAAAUUGAGCUGGAAGAGACCUUGCUUAAUACUUCUGGGCCUGAAGAGUCCAUCAGCAUUCCCAAAUCCUGCUGUCAGCAUGAAGAGCUCCAUGAAGCUGUUAAACAUAUUGCUGAAGAUCCUCCGUGUAGUUGUUCUCAUCGAUUUUCUAUUGAGUAUUUAUCUGAAGGACGGUACCGACUAGGGGAUAAGAUUCUCUUUAUAAGAAUGCUUCAUGGAAAGCAUGUCAUGGUCCGUGUUGGUGGAGGCUGGGAUACUCUUCAAGGAUUUUUGCUUAAAUAUGACCCCUGCCGAAUAUUACAGUUUGCAACACUAGAACAAAAAAUUCUAGCCUUUCAGAAAGGUGUUUCUAAUGAAAGUGUACCUGAUUCACCUGCCAGAACACCUCAGCCUCCGGAAAUGAAUCCUUUGUCAGCAGUUAACAUGUUUCAGAAACAAAAUUCCAAACCUGGCACACCAGUUGGCAUUGCCAGGAGCAAGGAGAAGCAGUUGCAUUCAGCAGAGAUGUUGCCAGCAGCAGCAUUUUCACAGAAAGGAGGUCAUCCAGCUUCUGUGAUAGUCCGUCCAAAAUUACAAAAUUCUCCAGCAGUGUCUUCCCGUCUCAAACCUUCAAAAGGCGUGACAAAGACACCGAAACUGCCUUCAAAGAGUGUGCCACCUUCACUGGCUUCUCUAAAUGCAAUAGGUCCAAGCACUUCUUCACCAGCUGUAGCAAGGACUGUACCUUGUGUAUCUGAGUCAUUAAGAAAAUGUAUCUCAUCACCCAGUAUUCCGAAAGCCAGGUUUACUCCAACCCAGAAGUCAAGAGAUGUGCCUGAUUCUAAGUGUUCUGGAAAAACUGAACCACAGCAUCUGAAACACAAUCAUAUUUCUUCCAGGGAAAAUGUAGUAUCUCACUCUGCUACACAUUUAAAACCAUCAUCAAAGUGCCCAAAGCCACCCAAAGCAAAUAUGCAUGUAAGGCGUAAACCUUCUCCUUCCCAGGCCCCUGCACAAAUGGCAAAAUCCAGUUCCAAAAGUACAGUUACAGGUGUAGGAACACAGUCUCAGCCCCCAGGUAGAGCCCCACAAGCAGGGAAGCUGAAGUCAGCCUUGCAUUUCAGUCAGCCGGGUUCUGGGUCCUCCCUUUCCCCUGCCAGAGCUUCACAGGAAUCAAAAGAUAAGAAAUUGCUUUCAGUUGCCCAAAGACAGCCUCAGAAUAAAAUGACGCGCCAGCAGGCAGGCCCCGGCUCCUCGCGGUCCCCUGCUCGUACUCCGCUGGCCAUCGUGAGUCUUCCCCAAUCAUCUGCCAAAACACAAGCUGUACCAAAGUCAGCACAGACUGCCACCAGGGGCCAGUGCUUAGCUAAUGGGCCUCCCAAAAGUGGCAAAGACCCCACUUCAAUCAGGAAACCACCCUCAUCUGGUAAGGAAGCAGUUAACGGAGAAAAAAAAGCUGCUGCUGAGAAAAAGGAAGAUGGUGACCAUUAUUUUGUUAUGACGGGAAGCAAGAAACCUAGAAAAUAA
Chrysochloris asiatica (Cape golden mole) is the source of this 1980-nucleotide messenger RNA. It is a transcript of the gene GAS2L3, whose product is annotated as growth arrest-specific 2 like 3. Bases 67 to 1980 code for a protein of 637 amino acids. Gene Ontology annotation, molecular function: actin filament binding; cytoskeletal adaptor activity; microtubule binding. Gene Ontology annotation, biological process: actin crosslink formation. The record is from RefSeq and is a predicted model, not a curated record. Lineage: Eukaryota; Metazoa; Chordata; Mammalia; Afrosoricida; Chrysochloridae. Gene Ontology annotation, cellular component: actin filament. The transcript is spliced from 7 exons.